AACUUAAUUCAAUUCAAGUAAUAAUAAUUUUUUCAAAAGCAAACAAAAAGUAUUAUCUCUCUGUCUUGAUCUAAAAACUUCAAGAUUUUGCAUCAAAUUACAGUUUUAUAGCUGACUUUGUGGAGGUUGAACUAUUUAUUAUCCGUUAUUACAGCUAAUAUUCUUGUAACCGGUGCUACAGCUUGAAGAUAUAGCUUUGGAUGAAGUUUGCCUCAGCAAUGAUCAUAUAAUGCCACAUCCUAGUUGUAAACAUGCCAAUGAACUUCUCUCCUAGACUGAUAGCCGUAAGAAACCUCAGUAUGAAGUAAUUGGUUUAUUAAGAACCAAAGGAGGUCAAUCUACCCUUAGAUAUAAUAAUCAGCAAAAGGACAAAGAAUUUCCUCCUUUGAAUAGUAUAAUCGCCACAAUGUUGGAGAAGGACUCAAGAGCUGGUAUGCUUGACUGUGUCGAAGAAGUUUCAAGUCUAGCAUCUGAAAAUACUAGGACAUCAAAUUAUUGCUCCAGAAGUAACAAUAGAGACUCCACUAGCGGUGGCUUCCAUUCUAAUGGCCCCAUUCUGGAUGACAAGAAUGCUGCAGUUGGGGAAAACCUGUAUAGCUAUUCGCUUGUUCCCAUUUCUCAGGCAGAUAAUGAUCUCAGUUUUUUUGAUAGUAAUCACGAGGAUAAAAACACUACCGAUCUCUUAUAUUAUAGCUGGCCUGAGAUGGAAAACUUUGAGGAUGUUGACAGGAUGUUCAGGAGUUGCGAUUCAACUUUUGGACUUGGAGCUAGUAUUGAAGAUGCCCUUGGUUUGUUUCCGUCAUCUGAUGUUAUUGAAGGAUCUGGAGGUGGAUUGAGAUCAGAUUUCGAGUUUCCCUGCCCAUCGUCCAGCGCACUUGAAAAUAUCUCUGGAAGUCAGGAAGCUUCCAGGAGAAAGGAAACAUGCAGUUCGAUUAAUGAUUCGGGCACUAAAGAUGAUCCGUUUAGUCAUACUGGCAGUUCAAUGCCCUCAGAGGAUGAUUCAGCCUUUCUGAAUCAUCUAUAUUUUCUAAAUGGAUCGAGUGAUUCAGAUUGCAAGAUAGUGCCCAAAAAGAAGAUUAAUCUGCAUAAAAAGCACUCUAAGCACCGGAAUCAAUCUGAGGGGAAAACAAAAGAUGUUUACUUGGGAACUGGAGAGACAUACAACUAUAUUAAUAGCCUUCCAGAAGAGAAAAAACAUCCUACUGCAAUCACUGCAUCUCAGGUGGCUCUCACAUCCACAGGUAUUCAGCAGCAAAUGCAAGUUGAUGGAUCUGAUUUUGGGUGUUUUCAGGGUGGCAAUUCUUACUUAUCUUCGGAUUACAGUCAUUCAGAUCAGACUACGGUUUGUCCAACGUUAUCCAUAGUUAAAUCUGGAAAAAGCAGUCUCAUGCCUCUUUCCGCUAAGGACUCCUAUCCAUCAAAUCAGACGCAGUCGAUGGAAAGCUUACCUGAUCCUUCUUUUCAGGUGGCUGGUAUAGGAACAAAUGAAAAUAUGGCGGAGAAGCUACUUCACCAUUCUGGAGUUAAGCAUGAAAAUAACAGGGAUCUUGGAAGUGUCUGCACGGGAAUUCCAGCAGAAUUAGGUUCCUCAAUUGUAAAGGAGAGCUCCUGCAUAAGUUUUGGUUUGAAUGAAAUUUCUGAGGAAGCAAAGAGUUUUCAUCAGCUUCAACGUGUCAUGGAACGGUUGGAUAUACGAACAAAGCUACGCAUAAGGGAUAGCUUGUAUCGGUUGGCUCAAAGUGCUGAACAAAGGCUUAGAUAUGCUAAUCUCAAUAAUGGAUCUGGUGAUAAUCGAAGCACAAGCGGAGCUUUUGUUGACGAUGGAGCAUACAGGUGCACAGGAUAUUUGGACAUGGAGACGAACACAAACUCUAUAGAUCGAUCUAUUGCUCAUUUGCUUUUCCACAGGCCUUCAAACUCAUCUGUGAUGCCUGAUUCUUUGGCUUUGAAGUCACCUUCCAUGGUAGGUGUUUCGACAUAUGCUUCCAAAUUUCCUAUUCAACAAUCUGUAUCUCAAAACAUACCCUGCAACUUAUCGGUGAACAGAUGUAUGGGUCUUCGAGUAGCCCUCAAAUGAUUGGUGAGAACUCAAUUUCUGCUGUAGAAAAUGCAGCCGAAACAGAUAAGAGGAAUUGCUGAUCAAAGACAAAAUAUUAAAGAAGCUCGAAUACAAAUGUGUUCUGUUUACUUUCAAUGUAUGUCACAUGGAAUCGCGUACAUGUAAGUGCAUGUAUGUAUCUCCGAUGUGUACGUUUUUUUUUUUCCGGUUGUUUAGUGUAAUUUGAAGAAUCUGCACGAAGUAUCCACAAUCAUGUCGCCACCCUUUUGAUAUGGUUACAUCAAACCAAAUUAGGGUCUGUAUCAAAUGGCUUCCAAUUACUUCUCUGUUUAUGUAUAAGAAUUAUCGAGAAUCUCGAACGAGAAAUUAUUUCACGCGCUCGUUCACUUCUACAUAAAAGUGCUUCAUGUUUUUGAUGUUUAA
Lycium barbarum (goji berry) is the source of this 2482-nucleotide messenger RNA. RefSeq names its product protein LNK1-like. Bases 407 to 2077 code for a protein of 556 amino acids. The record is from RefSeq and is a predicted model, not a curated record. NCBI's taxonomy places the organism in Eukaryota, Viridiplantae, Streptophyta, Magnoliopsida, Solanales, Solanaceae. Gene Ontology annotation, biological process: circadian rhythm; regulation of DNA-templated transcription. The transcript is spliced from 6 exons.